Erythranthe guttata (spotted monkey flower) is the source of this 2200-nucleotide messenger RNA. RefSeq names its product SWITCH/sucrose nonfermenting 3A (gene SWI3A). The record is from RefSeq and is a predicted model, not a curated record. Lineage: Eukaryota; Viridiplantae; Streptophyta; Magnoliopsida; Lamiales; Phrymaceae. Gene Ontology annotation, molecular function: protein binding.
AACAAUCGGCGAAUAUUCGAUUCACCCCCUCGACCACCUCCUCCACCAAAUAGUAAGGGUAAAAUCGGUAUUUUCACAUCUGAAAUUAAGUUCAACCCCAAAAACGAUUACCAGUGACCCGAGUUCAAUUUUUCCGGCCGGCCGCCUCCGCCAUGGAUAGAACCUCUCCCGAAUCGGAGCUCUACACCAUCCCCAGCCACUCCAGUUGGUUUUCCUGGAACAGCAUCCACGAACUGGAGAAAUUCACCCUGGGUGAGUUUUUCGACGGAAGCUCAGUCACCAGGUCACCCAGAAUCUACAAAGAGUACAGGGAUUUCAUAAUCACCAAGUACAGGGAGGAACCGUCCAGAAAACUGACCUUCACCGACGUCCGUAAGUCACUGGUGGGUGACAUUAGCGUACUCCUCAAAGUAUUCACCUUCUUGGAUAAAUGGGGUCUCAUCAAUUUCAACGUCACCGACAACAAUCGGAGAAGUGUCGGAACGUCGUCGUUUGGUGGUGAUGAGGAGGAGGAGGGGGAAGAAGAUCUUUGGAAGGGUAGGGUGAAGGUUGAAGAAGGGGCCCCACAUGGGGUGAGGGUGGUGGCCGCCCCCAACUCGAUGAAACCGUUGAUCGCCCCUCCACCGCCGCCCUCCGUGGCGGUGGAUGGCGGUGGGGCUGUCGGGGAAGUAGGGGAAAGUGGGUUCAAGUAUCCGCCUUUGGCUUCGUAUUCUGAUGUUUAUGGGGAGUUGAUGCAUGCGGAGAAGAAAACCGGCUUCUCGUGUGGGAGUUGUAAGGAGAAUUGUGAUUCGACUUGCUAUGAAUACACGAAGGAAGAGAGCUUUACUCUCUGUGAGAAGUGCUUCAAAAGUGGGAAUUACGAAAACGACAAAUUUGCGUCGGACGAUUUCAAGUUAAAAGAUUGUGUGAAUCAGACCGAAGCUGUCUGGACCGAAGCGGAAACUUUGCUUCUUCUAGAAUCUGUGUUGAAGCACGGAGACGACUGGGAUCUUGUUGCUACGAACGUUCAGACGAAAAGUAAACAGGAAUGUAUAUCGAAGCUUAUACAGCUGCCUUUCGGCGAUCAUAUGUUGGGAGUUGGCCAUAAGAGGAGUCGAUAUUUGGAUUUAAUUUCUGAUAUUAGUAGUAAUUCUAAACAAGCGGAAUUAGCUUCCGAUGAAUCAAAACCGUUGGAUGGAGAUGCUGAGAAUGAAGGUCCACCGUUGAAACGAGUGUGCAGUACUGAACCCACAUCAGAUAUUGGAAGUUCUUUAAUGAAACAGGUAGCGCCCAUUUCUACGAUGCUGGGCCCACAUGUCACAGCUUCAGCAGCUGAUGCUGCUGUUACUUCCCUUUGCUACGAGAACCAGUGUUCGAGAGAAAUAUUCGACGACGACAAGGGAAAUUUUGUCAAUAACUCAAAAGCAUCUCCUGGAAUCAGUAACCAAACGAGAGAAGCCGAUGCUGACAUUGCAUUAGAAGACGAAAGUCCCGAUCGAUCAGAUAUUGAGGGAAUAUCAUCUGUGAAGAGUGUAAUACCGAUGAAUUUGAGAACGAGGGCUGCAACUGCAACAGCACUUGGUGCUGCUGCUGCAAAUGCUAAACUUCUGGCUGAUCAAGAGGAGAGAGAAAUCGGACAUCUUGUGGCAACUAUGAUUGAAGCCCAGGUCAAGAAACUGCAACGAAAGAUGAAGUGCUUCGAAGAUCUGGAGACAAUUAUGGAAAAGGAAAACAGCCAGCUGGAGAAACUGGAAGAAACCCUAAUAGCCGAGCGAAUAGAUGUGUUGCAGAAGCUAUUUUCUGCCGGUAUAUCAAGAUCGAAGGAGCUUAACUCGAUCAAGUACCAAACGGAUACUGUGCAGUGAUACAAUACGAACUAAUUUCAAUUUCGGAAAAAAAAAUGUAGAAUUAAUUAUGCGUGUUAAAAAUAUGUAUUACGGAAAACAGAUAUUUAUUUCGAAAUGGGGCAGCUUCGAAGAUGAACGUAAGGAGAAAAAGGAUGAGUUGAUCCAACGGUUGAGAUCUGAUCUGAUCUCAACCCAAGCAGAUGCACAGGUGGCGCUGAGAUACUUGUCCUGCAAGGCUUUUUUGCAUGCAGGCAGUGUGCAUGGAUUUAGGUUGAUACCAAUUGCAGAUUCCACAUCUAGUGCUGUAACCAAUAUUAUAAAACAUUUCUUCACUUGCAUUUUUUGGAAUUUGUGUUUUCUAUUCUUGAAGAAAA